This is a messenger RNA of Arabidopsis arenosa, 513 nucleotides long. NCBI's taxonomy places the organism in Eukaryota, Viridiplantae, Streptophyta, Magnoliopsida, Brassicales, Brassicaceae. The record is from the annotation of a GenBank genome assembly.
AACACAACACAACAAAACCCCAAAAGAAAGAAUAAUGGCUUCUUACACAAGUUUCCUCUUUGCCAUCGUCGCUCUUCUGCUCGUGCUCAAUAUCUCCGGCAGAACACUUCCUGCGCCGGCAGAUUCCACCAACAUAGCGGCAAGGCUCAACGGAGGAGGACUAAUGGAGUGUUGGAACGCACUGUAUGAGCUCAAAUCAUGCACAAACGAAAUCGUUCUGUUCUUCCUCAACGGCGAGACCAAACUCGGCGUCGAUUGCUGUCAAGCCGUCGAAGUCAUCACCACUGAUUGUUGGCCGGCGAUGUUAACUUCUCUUGGCUUUACCUCUGACGAAACCAACGUUCUUCGCGGCUUCUGUCAAUCUCCAAAUUCCGGUGGUUCUUCGCCGGCGCCUUCCUCGGUGAAACUUUGAUGUAUGCAAACUCCAAUAAUGGUUAUAAUAUAUAGUUUUUAAAUGAUAUAAUUGGCAUGUCCCUUUGGAUUUUUCUGUGUGACUAAAACCGCAUUUAUACC